AUGUUCAUCGCCGCAAGGUCUUCCGCUUUAACAGCUUCUGCUGUACGUUCAAACGUUGGACGUAAAGGUGCAUCAAUUCUUGGACGUUCAACAAGAGGAUUUUCGACCGUACAAGCAGAAGGUAUUCCAGUUGCAGCUUCAGCAGGAGAAGGUGCAAAGACUGCAGCAAUCACUGUUGCAAUUAAAGCUGGUCCAAGAUUCGAAUCAACUCCAGGUGUUGCCCAUGUUUUGAAAAAUUUCACAUUCAAAUCAAACGCAAGACGUUCUGCUUUGGCAAUCGUACGUGAAGCUGAAUUGAACGGUGGUAUUUUGAGCAGUGCAUUAUCAAAAGAACAUCUCCUUUUGACUGCAGAAUUCUUGCGUGGAGAUGAAGAUUUCUUUGUUCAAAUUUUGGGUGACGUUCUCUCUUCUUCAAAAUUCGCCAGUCACGAAUUCAAAGAAGAAGUUUUGCCUGCCGUUCAAGCCGAAUAUGAAACCGUUUUGAACCAACCAAACGUUCUCGGUUACGACUCUCUAACACAAACCGCUUACCGUCAACGUGGAUUGGGUGCUUCCCUCUUUGCUUCUCCUUCCAGCCCUGUUUCUUACUCACAAUCUGUCGCUUUCGCCCGUAGCGUUUUUGCAAAGGACAACAUUGCCGUCGUUGGAAGUGGAAUCGAGUCCGAUGCAUUGCAAAGAUUGGUCUCAACCCAUUUCAAGGAUGUUUCACCAAGCAAGGGAGCCGUCGAAGCCGGCAGCAAACAAUACUUUGGCGGUGAUGCCCGUGUUCCUUACACUCCUCACCAUGGUGAUGACAGCCCCAGAUCGCACUUUGGACAUUACUUCUUGGCUUUCGAAGGUGGUGCAGUGGACGCAUCUCCUGAAUUGGCCAUUUUGCGAUCGCAUUUGGGAGGUGAAAGUUCGGUGAAAUGGUCUAGCGGAUUAUCACCUUUGAGCAAGGUUGCUGAAUCGGUUGAAGGAUCAACAGUGAACGCAUUCAAUAUCAACUUUACCGAUUCUGGAUUGUUUGGUGUUUACGUUACCGCUCCACACGCACAAUUACAACAAGUUGUUAAAUCAGCAGCUCAAGCAAUCAAGGAUACCUCUAAAAGUCUAUCAAAAGAAGAUUUGGAAAAGGCAAAAGCAAAGGCCAAAUUUGAAGCUGCAUCUGCACUUGAAACCCGUGCAAGCGUUCAUGCUGCCGUUGCAGGACAAUUGUUGGAAGGAAAGAAGGUUCAAUUGCUAGAGGAAACAUUCAGUAAGAUUGACGGUGUUAGCGCUUCCAGUUUGGCUUCUGCUGCUGAUAAAGCAUUGAAGACAAAGGCCACAACAGUUGCAGUUGGUGACGUUCACAAAUUGCCAUACGCCGAUGAGGUUCUUUAA
This is a messenger RNA of Meira miltonrushii, 1362 nucleotides long. RefSeq names its product putative QCR2-40 kDa ubiquinol cytochrome-c reductase core protein 2. Bases 1 to 1362 code for a protein of 453 amino acids. Gene Ontology annotation, molecular function: metal ion binding. The transcript has a single exon. Gene Ontology annotation, cellular component: mitochondrion. NCBI's taxonomy places the organism in Eukaryota, Fungi, Basidiomycota, Exobasidiomycetes, Exobasidiales, Brachybasidiaceae. The record is from RefSeq and is a predicted model, not a curated record.